Salvia hispanica is the source of this 1486-nucleotide messenger RNA. RefSeq names its product limonoid 21-O-acetyltransferse-like. The record is from RefSeq and is a predicted model, not a curated record. NCBI's taxonomy places the organism in Eukaryota, Viridiplantae, Streptophyta, Magnoliopsida, Lamiales, Lamiaceae.
UGAAACAAUAUCAAGCACAGACGUGAAGCCAUCUUGUCCGACUCCUGAAAAUCUCCGGCGCUACAAUUUUUCGAUGCUGGACCAGAUUUUCCCGCCAAUGGCACUUCCCAUCGCCCUCUAUUAUCCAAGCACGCCGCAAAUCAACGAUCCAGAUUCAUUCACACACCAGCUGAAGCGAUCGCUCUCCGUUAUCUUGAGCCGCUUCUACCCUUUGGCAGGGAGAGCCAGUGGAGACGGGGAAUUCAUCGACUGCAACGACGCCAGCGUUCCCUUCACCGUUGCCAGAUUGAGAGGCCAUAAGCUGUUGGAACAUCUCACCAAUCCCCGUCCGCAUCUCCUCCUGCCCUGCGCUGCCGACUGGGGCACUAAUCCCGGGCCAUAUUCUGCGGUCAUGCUCGUACAAGUCAACUUGUUUGACUGCGGCAGCGUGGCCAUCGGAGCGGUGUUCUGGCACAAGGUGGUGGAUGGAUCGACGUUAUCGGUUGUUCUUCGGUCAUGGGGUGAGGCGGCGCGUGGGGGUAAGGAGGCGGUUUACCCCAACUACAUGGCGCAGCAUAUGUUUCCGCAGAAGGAGAAGAUGCCGUUGCAGCUUGGUUCGACAACUGACAUCGUCAACACCGGGAAAUCAAUCGUCACAAGAUAUGUGUUUGAGAGAUCGGCAAUAACAUUACUGAAAUUAAAAUCAUCCGAUGUGGAACGCCCCUCAGCAGUAGAAGUUGUGUCAGCCUUACUUUGGAAAUGUUUCAUGUAUGCCUCUCUUGCAAAUGGGAAAUCCACAUCAUUGCUCACACAAACUGUGGACCUCCGCCGCCGAGCCCAACCUCCGUUUCCUCCGGAGUGCUUUGGCAAUUUCCUGGCUAUAGCACCGGCGAUCAGCACCAACGAUGACAAAGUUACACUGGGAGCACUAGUUAGAAAAAUGAGGGACUCUAUAAUCAAGAUCGACGACAAAUACAUCAACCGAAUGCGCGGUGACCUAGGGUUAUCGGGCUAUUACCAGAAUCUUCAAAAUAUGUGGACUGAAUAUUCUCCAGAAUUUGAUAUUUUGCCCAUCUCCAGCCUAUGUGGUAAUAAUCUUUACGGUGUUGAUUUCGGAUGGGGAAAACCACUGUGGUUCAGUAGAUGCGACUCCAUCAAUGAAUCCAUGGAUGGAUCGGUUUGGAAUAGGAUUUGGUUGAUAGAGACUAGAAAUGGUGACGGAAUUGAAGCCUGGGUGGUUCUUCACCAUAAAUAUAUGUCAAUCUUCAAUCAAGUCAAGGAGUUGACAACUCUUGCUUCUGUCGAUCCUACUCCGACUUGAUCACUUCUAAGAUCAUGAUUCUAAGGAUAUUUUGUUCUUGUAUUUGUUUCAACUCAACUUCAUUUUGUUUUUCCAGUUGCUUGAAGCCUAUAGCUAUUAAAGGGAAAAAAGAUAAACCAUUGCUGAAAGAUAUAGUGUGUAAUGUUUGUAUUGUAUUAAAGGAAGAUGACCCUUCCUUGGGCGGCA